CUGACUACCUGGGAGCUAUGUCACCUGGAGCUCACCUUGCCGAACCUCAUUUUUCUUCACAUCAGGGACUCCUGGUCACUUCCCUCGUCCUGUUCCUCACGGAUGGAACACGAAGACAAACAGGGUGUGUGUGAAGCCCUGGACUCGGAAGACACAGGGAUGGGCUCUGAUUUUGAGAACUCUGAGGACAGGGAAGGGGACCCGGAAGAGCGAGAAAUGGGUUCUAACGUGCAGGACACAGACAAGAGAGGCGACUACCUGGAGCAGGAGGUGGGCUCCAACCCACAGGAUGAAGCUCCAAGACAGGACUCAGAGGAGCGGGAACUGGUGUCUGACCUCUGCACAGAGGGGCUGCUGAGUGAGGAAGAAGGGGUUGCUCUCCGAGAGGAAGAGAAUGACCGGUCUGGUGUAGCUGAGGUGGCAGUGUUCCCAGGACUGUCUGUGUCCGAUAACAUAUCCCGGAGUCCCCGGUGUCCACGGGAAGAGGAGGAGGAGAGCUCCUGCGAGAACCGGCUGGAGGAGGAAGAGGACCAGCCACCCCCGCCCGUGCUUCCCUGGAGGCGGCACCUCUCCCUGGGGAGUCGGCACCGGAGCGACAAGUCGGCCCACCGCCGCUUCCGCCGCCUCCACCACCCCAUGGCAAUGGACCUCGGGGAGCUGGACAGCCUGAUGGCCAGCAUCAUGGAUGCGCCCACCAUCUGCCCCGACUGUGGGGAGAGCUUCAGCCCGGGUGCCGCCUUCCUGCAGCACCAGCGCAUCCACCGCCUGGCAGAGGCGGCCGCAGCAGCCAGCCUGGAACCCUUCGGUCUGGCGGGGGAGUGCGGCGCGGUGGUGGGCGUGGCCGCGGGCUUCGGGGCGGGGCCUGCGCUGGCCCGACCUCCACGCGAGAAGCCAUUCCGCUGCGGGGAGUGCGGGAAGGGCUUCAGCCGCAACACCUACCUGACCAACCACCUGCGCCUGCAUACCGGCGAGCGGCCCAACCUGUGUGCCGACUGUGGCAAGAGCUUCAGUUGGCGUGCGGACCUGCUCAAACACCGGCGGCUGCACACGGGCGAGAAGCCCUACCCGUGCCCCGAGUGCGGCGAGGCCUUCAGCCUCAGCUCGCACCUGCUGAGUCACCGCCGCGCGCACGCGGCGGCCAGCGGAGAGGGACCCGCUGCGCUGCGGCCCUUCGCCUGCGGAGAGUGCGGCAAGGGCUUCGUGCGCCGCUCGCACCUGGCUAACCACCAACGCAUCCACACCGGCGAGAAGCCGCACGGCUGUGGCGAGUGUGGCAAGCGCUUUAGCUGGCGCUCGGACCUGGUGAAGCACCAGCGCGUGCACACGGGCGAGAAGCCCUACAUGUGCUCCGAGUGCGGCGAGACCUUCAGCGUCAGCUCGCAUCUCUUCACGCACAAGCGCACACACUCGGGCGAGCGGCCCUACGUGUGCCGGGAGUGCGGCAAGGGCUUCGGCCGUAACUCGCACCUGGUCAAUCACCUGCGCGUGCACACUGGCGAGAAGCCCUUUCGGUGCGGUCAGUGCGAGAAGCGCUUCAGCGACUUCUCCACGCUCACGCAGCACCAGCGCACGCACACGGGCGAGAAACCCUACACGUGCAUCGAGUGCGGCAAGAGCUUCAUCCAGAGCUCGCACCUGAUCCGCCACCGCCGCAUCCACACCGGCAACAAGCCGCACAAGUGCGCGGGCUGCGGCAAGGGCUUCCGCUACAAAACGCACCUCGCGCAGCACCAGAAGCUGCACCUGUGCUAGGUCUGGGCCUGAGGGAGGCUGCCCUCAGCCCAGCGUGUGGGGCGCAGAUGUCCUGGGGACAGACCCUAUAGAAAAAAAUGGGAAGGGGCGGGACGGACAAUCUGAGAGUGACUAGGGCUCUUUUGGUGCUAAGGGACCCUGAAGGGGAGGGUUGAGUAAGAGGUGUUCUUUGGGUUGCUAUAUUUUUGCCCGCCUCCUCCCCAAUGGAGAAAUGUUUGGGAGUUGUGCUUGAGCGUGCUGACUUCUCAAACACGCUGUCGGAGCAGAGCGGGCACUUUGAGGACCUUGAGGAAAGGGAGUUAGGCGGGAGGGGACGGAACCAGGAUGGCAGGAAUGGAGUAGGUGGGCUGGGAUGGCCUGUGGGAAUCAGGGGAGAGGGGGUGGUUGGAGUGAGGGUUACAGGGUAAAAUAAAGAGCCAGUGUGGAUAAUUCUGCCCUGUCCCCCCCACAACAGCUAUAGUCCCACGAAAAGUAGAGGAACCUAGCCAAUUCUGUAGGGAAGGAUAUAUUGUAUGCCCUUCAUUUCUCUGAGCCACAGUUAGCUGCUAUUUUGAGGCAUUCAGGGGAAACUGGGCAGAAAAGCAACACACCCUCAUUGCAAAGGUAAAACUUGGAAAUUCAUUCAUAACUGGUUGUCAGAUCUAGGAUAUACUGGUCCCACCCCUGAUUCGUUGCUACUUCCUUUGAAAUGUUCUAGCUUCUCUCUGGGUUAAGGUGGUCUGUGUGGGUGAGCAGACGCUGGCCCCUAGUGUCAGGUGUGUGCCUGGCUCCGGGUUUCUUUCAGGUCUCACUUGUGAUCUUUUAUGUGCAGGGAAAUGGAACAAGCCCAGCUCUGUGUGACUUUCCCUUUCCCAGGUCAGCUGGGUGCUCAUUUCAAGUGAACCUCAGACCAUCAACAGUUGCCCCAGUGACCUGCUGCAAAGGUCAACCAGCUCAAGAGUUUUGCUGGCCUUAUGUGAGAAACACAGGAAAGUGAAAGUUCACAUGUUGGAGUGCAAGUCUCCUUUGUCUCAUUUGCCUUCGUUUUGUGUCUUGCAUCCCUCCUCCUCCAUAACGACGGGGUGAUUAUGGAACCCCACCUCCACACAUAUUAAUCUGGGCUCUGGUCUGAGUAGAAACUUCUUUUUCCUACCCAAGGAGGCACAGUAGAAAGCUCCAGGCUUUAUACAAGGAGAGUACAAGCAGGGAGAGGUGUAAAUGCAAAAUUGCCAAAUAGCACAAGCAAUGAAUGUUUUCUGGUGGUUCCAUAAAUGCCAAACUAGCACUUUUAUAUUUGUAAAGUGCUUUAUGCUUUUUAAUGAUUGUUAGGUGUGUCUCACCUCUUUGGGAGGUGGAUCAGUGUUAUGACCACUGUCCUAGGGAAGGCCUGGGGACAGGAGUGCCGAAUGCUGUUCUGAGGAGAGGCUGUGACAGCGUGGGUAGGUGUGGUCCGGCCUUUUGUGCUCUCCAGCUCAGCUGCUAGGAAGACUUACCUGUUGUGAUUUAUAUUAUAAACCAAGGACACUGAAAAUUCAUAUGCUUGGUGGAAAAUUUAAGGCUAGUCUAGAAGGGCCAAAGAUGUCCUUGUUGACAAAGCUGGUCUUUGUCACAUAAUUAGGGUGUCCGAGGUAUGUUACCUUUCUGCUAGGGGUCUGUAGUUAGAGGACUUGUAUAGAUUUCAGGUACCUGUGCUGAAAGCCCCUCCCCUAGGCUAGCCUUUAGAAGUUAGAGUCGCAGAAGGCAGCCUGUUUUCUCCGGUAGUGAUUGUUACCCUGUACUUUUCACGGAAGCAUCUUCACAGACUGUUGGACACACAUGAAGGGGGAAAAAAAAAACCUACAAGUUUGUUUUUACAAUUUAGCAAAUUUUAUGGGGAUGCCAGUAAUUUAUACUUGAUCAGUUGUAUUCUAGCAAAGGACCUCUUUGGGGACUGUAGGAAAGCAUGUUUUUGUCAUUAUAAAAACACUUUAAAAAUCCUGAGAAUUAUGGGCUUGUAUAGUGCUUGUUAAUCUUGCCCUCUUAUCAGAUUAUUGUUAUUCAGAAAUGCAAAUAGAUUUUCAAAAUAUAGGUAGUUUUGGAAGACACUAAUUGUUUUUAAAUUUUCUUUUAGUUGAGAGUAAUAUGAGCAAAGCAAGUGUCCAUUAUUUAUUCUGAAUUUUAUAGUUUGACUACAAAGUGUAUGAGACUCACCUGAAAAUAAUAUAGCCCUUUUAUAGGUAAUCUUAUUCCUUUUUUUUUUUUCCAUGCACAUCUACCUCUUCCAGCUGUUUUAAGUUCUCUCAAGUCUGUGCCUAUGAAAUUUCAUUGAACUUUUGAUUCUUCUUGCGUUGACCAUCCACUUUAUGAGUUAGUUGGCCUUUGGCUGCCGUGGUUCUAAUAUUGCACAGUCUUGUCUGCAUCAAAUACAUUACAUAUUAGCAGCUUUUGAGAAAGGGUUCAACAGGGGGAGGAGAUUGAAGUAAUGUAAAAUAAUUUAGAGGCAGUGGAAAUCUUCAGAUUUCAUGGACCUCUCUUGUUCUUCCUGUUACUGUGGAUAAGAGUCAGCUACCACUUCAGUAUCCCCUCGGUGAGCAAACCCCUUAGAAGGAAACAGACCAACCAUCAAUACCCACUCUUAAGGUGCAUCUAAAAUGUGACUCCAUUUUUCUUACAAUCCUUCAGGGAACAUAUCUGCGUUUCUUGUGUUUAGUUUUAGAAUAAUAGUAGUUCUCGAGCAAACCCUGUUAACUGUGGUUCACCCUUACAGAUGUUAAUAUGAAGACUCCUUCUGCCAACGCAUUAAAGAAGGUGGAGGCAAGUGUAUCACUUGUUUCCGAGGAGUUUGGUCAAGUGCAGGCUGCCUCUACUGAGCAAAAUAUGGAGCAGACUAAAUAGGCGAAAUGGCUUGCUUAAAUCUUGAGCUCCAAGUGGGAAGGAGAAGAUGACAAGUUAACCCCUUGAGCCAUGUGGUCUCUUCAAGAUCAAGAGGCUGUACAUAUGUGAAAAAGUACAAAUGAGGAACCUAUGUUCAUAGACAAUCUGAACUGUGUUUCUGAUGUUUGUGCACACUUUCCUUCACUGUAAUGUUAUUUUACAGCUGUUUGUUAAAAUAGUGAAUAAUUUAAUGACCCUGAAAAUAACAGGUUUGUGUGUGUGUGUGUGUGUGUGUGUGUGUGCGCGCGCGCGCACGCUUGUGUAUGUGAGAUAUUUGCCUUAUUUUCAGGUUGUUUUAUUUAAUGAUGGUUCCCUGGACAGCAUUCUCGUGUUCAAGCAAACCAAUAUGGAAUAUUUGUCAUUAAAUCCU
Molecule: messenger RNA, 5014 nt
Organism: Pteronotus mesoamericanus
Lineage: Eukaryota; Metazoa; Chordata; Mammalia; Chiroptera; Mormoopidae
Gene: ZNF697
Product: zinc finger protein 697
Exons: 3
Coding region: 103-1752 (549 amino acids)
Source: RefSeq, a predicted model, not a curated record